GUGCUACCAACGAUGUUCGAUCUGCCUGACCCAUUGACUGUGGUUUUAAUUCUACAACGCUUGAACUCUGCCUGGCGCUGGUAUUUGCUCAAGUCUCAAGACUUGAUAUACCAGUGCACCCCUGGUACUUCAGCCAAAACAGUCGGUAUCAGCAAGAUCGAAGCAAACAGUACCCACAUAGCAACCACUGAACAAGACACAAGAUGGGUUCUUUCGCCGAACCUCAGUUGCCAAGUCAUAUUGGCUUUAUCGGUUUAGGCAACAUGGGUUUUCCGAUGUUCUCGAACCUUUCCAGCAAGAUUCCAGCAACCUCGACAGUACAUUUCUAUGAUGUCGUCCCAGAGUCCAUCCAAAGAGGUCUGAAAGAAUCUGGGGCGGUUGCGCAGCUCGAUCCGUGUAGCAGCGCUCGAGAGGUGGCUGAAAAGAGUGAGAUGCUUGUGUCCAUGGUCCCUGAGGGCAAGCACGUUAGUGCAGUCUACCUUGAUCCCAAGGACGGCGUUUUGGGUGCUACAGACCUAAGCGGUAAGAUUCUCAUCGACAGCAGCACCAUCGACACUGCAACGUCGCUCCAAGUGGGCGAGGAGACUGCAAAGCGGCACCCCCGGGCACAUUUCUUCGAUGCUCCAGUAUCUGGUGGCACGGCGGGCGCGAAGAAGGGGUCGAUCACCUUCAUGAUUGGUUGUGCUGAGUCCGAUCCUCAUCUUCCCAUCCUUAAGCUGCUCCUUUCACUUAUGGGUCACAAUAUCUACACUUGCGGGGGACCCUCUCUUGGAUUGACCGCCAAAUUUUGCAACAACUAUCUCAGCUCCUCGAUAACACUGCUCAAUGCGGAAAUGUUCAAUUUCGCCAUCAAGUCCGGUAUGGACCCAAGAAUAUUGCAAGAUAUUCUCAAAACCACCACUGGCUGCAAUCGUAACGCCCAGUGGGCCAACCCUGUGCCUGGGCUAAGCCCAGAUGCUCCGUCCUCGAAGAACUAUGCUCCUGGUUUCAAGAUUGAAUAUGUCAAGAAAGACAUUGGCCUAGCGAUCGCUGCAUGCGAACGAGUUGGUGCCAAAUUGGCACUCGGACCUACAACUUGGAAUACAUAUGUUGAGGCUGGUCAGGAUGAUCGUUGUGCUGGUAAGGACUCCAAAGUAAUCUAUCGCUGGAUUGGAGGAGACGAAGAGUGGAAGGAGAAAUUUGCGGGAUAAUUUGUAGACUGUCGAGCAUGAGAUAGGCUGUAAGAAACCAUGGAUCGCUUACUCCUUUCUGCUCCUUGCCUGGCACAAACAAAUGUCCAGAUGCAUACUCUUCACAUCCACUUGCAAUAGGUCACCGGUAG
Molecule: messenger RNA, 1321 nt
Organism: Exophiala viscosa
Lineage: Eukaryota; Fungi; Ascomycota; Eurotiomycetes; Chaetothyriales; Herpotrichiellaceae
Product: NAD binding domain of 6-phosphogluconate dehydrogenase-domain-containing protein
Exons: 2
Coding region: 204-1190 (328 amino acids)
Biological process (GO): L-valine catabolic process
Cellular component (GO): mitochondrion
Molecular function (GO): 3-hydroxyisobutyrate dehydrogenase activity; NADP binding; NAD binding
Source: RefSeq, a predicted model, not a curated record